Messenger RNA from Ochotona princeps (American pika), 1320 nucleotides. It is a transcript of the gene RAD51, whose product is annotated as RAD51 recombinase. Gene Ontology annotation, cellular component: condensed nuclear chromosome. The record is from RefSeq and is a predicted model, not a curated record. The transcript has 10 exons. Gene Ontology annotation, molecular function: DNA strand exchange activity; double-stranded DNA binding; ATP-dependent DNA damage sensor activity. Gene Ontology annotation, biological process: chromosome organization involved in meiotic cell cycle; double-strand break repair via homologous recombination; mitotic recombination. NCBI's taxonomy places the organism in Eukaryota, Metazoa, Chordata, Mammalia, Lagomorpha, Ochotonidae. The coding region runs from base 141 to 1160 and encodes 339 amino acids.
UCAGACACGCAGCCGGGUCAGAGACCGAUCGGCCCGGUGACAGGCGGUCGGGGCGAGGCCUAGAGAAGGGGGGGUUUCAAGUCGGGGCGUCGGCCCACCGCGGGUGGAGCGCGCCGGACUCGCGGGCCGGAGGCCCAGCGAUGGCUAUGCAGAUGCAACUGGAAGCAAAUGCUGAUACUUCAGUGGAAGAAGAAAGCUUUGGCCCACAACCUAUUUCACGGUUAGAGCAAUGUGGGAUAAAUGCCAAUGAUGUGAAGAAAUUGGAAGAAGCUGGAUUUCAUACUGUGGAAGCUGUUGCCUAUGCACCAAAGAAAGAGCUGAUAAAUAUUAAAGGAAUUAGCGAAGCAAAAGCUGAUAAAAUUCUGGCUGAGGCAGCUAAAUUAGUUCCAAUGGGUUUCACUACUGCAACUGAAUUCCACCAAAGACGAUCGGAGAUUAUACAGAUUACCACUGGCUCCAAAGAGCUGGACAAACUGCUUCAAGGUGGAAUUGAGACUGGAUCCAUCACUGAGAUGUUUGGAGAAUUUCGAACUGGGAAGACCCAAAUUUGUCACACGCUGGCUGUUACAUGCCAGCUUCCCAUUGACCGGGGUGGAGGUGAAGGAAAGGCCAUGUACAUUGAUACCGAAGGUACCUUUAGGCCAGAACGGCUGCUAGCCGUGGCAGAGAGGUAUGGCCUGUCUGGCAGUGAUGUUCUAGAUAAUGUGGCAUAUGCACGAGGGUUCAACACAGACCACCAGACGCAGCUCCUUUAUCAAGCAUCAGCCAUGAUGGCAGAGUCCAGGUAUGCACUGCUUAUUGUAGACAGUGCCACGGCCCUCUACAGAACAGACUACUCGGGUCGAGGUGAGCUCUCAGCCAGGCAGAUGCACUUGGCCAGGUUUCUGCGGAUGCUUCUGAGACUUGCUGAUGAGUUUGGUGUAGCAGUGGUAAUCACCAACCAGGUGGUAGCCCAAGUGGACGGAGCAGCCAUGUUUGCUGCAGAUCCUAAGAAGCCUAUUGGGGGAAAUAUCAUAGCCCACGCAUCCACUACCAGACUUUAUCUGAGGAAAGGAAGAGGGGAGACCAGGAUCUGCAAAAUCUACGACUCCCCCUGUCUCCCUGAAGCUGAGGCCAUGUUUGCCAUCAACGCAGACGGAGUGGGAGAUGCCAAGGAUUGAACACUGGUUUUUCCUGCGCUAAACUUUACGUGCUCUGCAAGCGCCAGCUCCCUGGGGUUCUUCAGAGGCCUCUACCUGUUGUGACUGCCUGGGAAAGGCUUCCAAAAUGCCCACUGUGUUACUUUUCUGAUGGUGUAAGCAGGAGGCAGGUCAGUACUCA